AUGGACAAGUCGAAACACACGGUGAUAAUUGCAGGUGGAGGCAUAGCCGGCCUUACCCUCGCCAAUAUGUUGGAAAAGGCCGAUAUCGACUAUGUUUUGCUCGAAUCAUACGAAAAGAUUGCACCGCAGGUCGGCGCAAGUAUCGGUCUCCAAUCGAACGGACUUCGAAUCAUUGAUCAACUCGGAUGCGCGGAUACGCUGUUGGCGCUGGUUGAUAACCCUCUGCACAAUUCAUGGAUACGAAAUUCCGACGGCUCCAUUAUUAAACAUUAUCACGAUUGCCAUAAUUUACUGGAAUCAAGGCAUGGCUAUCCAACUGUCUUUAUUGACAGACAAUCUCUCUUGGAAAUUCUGUACGACAACCUUAAGUCCAAAGACUCAGUACACCCUGGUCAAGCUGUUAAGACUGUCAUGGAACUGGAUAAUGGAGUCCAAGUGACAACAGACAAGGGCAAGGUUUUCAAAGGAGACAUUCUUGUCGGAGCCGACGGUAUUUACAGUACUGUUCGAAAAGAAAUGUGGCGCAUAGGCAACCAGGCAUCUCCUGGUUACUUUCCUGACAACGAGUGGUCAAAGGUACCCUGCUAUUACAAGUGCAUUUUUGGCAUCUCAAAGCCCAUCGAAGAACUUAUCAAAGGAACUCACUAUGUUUACAAUGAUAAGUUCUCAUACCUGGUAAUGGUUGGACCUGGUGGAAAGUGGUACUGGUUCUUGUUUGCCAGGUUGCCAGCUCCUCUUUAUGGCGAUGACAUUCCCAGAUACACGAAAGAGGAUGAGGCGAAGCUCGCCCAGGAACAUGCAUCUGAUCAGAUCACUCCUGAAAUUACUUUUGGUGAUUUAUACGAAGCCAGGACCAACUCGACACUGACGCCGCUCCAUGAUGCGAUCGAGACCGCUGCGUCUGUUAUGAACCACAUUCUUUCAGGGUGUCCUAACUGGAGUGACUCUGAAAUCAAAUCUGCAUUCAGUGCUGUACAGAAUGAGCGCUUCGACAGAGUACAGUGGCUUGUUGAUGAUGCCCACAAGACUCAAGAAAUGAAUGCUCUGGCGUCACCUUUCCUGGCAUUCAUUGCCCCAAAGCUGGCAGGUCUGUUAAACACAGACACUGCUAUGCGCCUCAACGGCCGCAAAUUUUUAGAUGGUACUCACGUGCACUCUCUCCCCAUACCUGAGAAACCACACUCGGUACCAUUCACAGAUCAACUUCCUGCUAGACCCUUUUCUUCGACUGCCCUCUUAGGUCUUGGUGUGUUGAGUCAAGGUGCUCUCUUCCGACUGGCGAACCAGAUUCUGCUUCCGCUGCAAACCCCAACAACGUUCAUGGGCGAGGCUUUAGUAACUAACUACACAGGAGUGGCAACAUUGGAUCAGAUUCUGGCAGCUCUGGGAGCUGCCUUUGGGGUCUUCAUUCAGCCGGAAAACCGGUCAGCAAGACUGCAAUGGAUUGCUUUCACUCCUCUGUUGUUUUCAACAGCUCUUGACUGGACUUUAGAAAGUUACCGAGCCGGUUCAAGAGGUCUCCCCACCUCGUUUCCAUCUGUCUUUGGCGCCAUGUAUCAGCUCAAGGGGAUUGGGCGAAUUGCCCCUUUGUAUCACCUGCUAUCUGUGUGUGAACAGACUGUAAUAGACAGCAUCUCUAUGGUUACUGGCCGCGCCAUUGAUGUCGAAGUCGUCAAGGCGUCUAUUCCGGGACUAGCACUUGGAGUCGUCGUCCCUACUGCCCUCAUGAUAUGGCCAUGGGAGAACAAGGUCACAUGGCAGCAAAUGGUUGCCUUGUGGCAACCGUUCCCAGUUUACGUUGGGUUGAUCACUGCUGGUGUUUCAACUGUUCUACGUAAGGUGAAGAGCAGCUCAGCCACACAUUCUAGCUCAAACGCAACGAAAGAAAGCGGGAACCUUACGAAGAAAAAGGACCCCGUUCGGUCAUUGCUGAGAUAUAUCUAUGCUGGUGGAGCGGCGACUGCUACUGCAAUUCAUCUCUGGUCGCUCUACAAGAUAUGGUCUGACCCGGAACUUAGUGUCUCGGGUGUUUUUGGCACCAUUGCAUACUUGGUCUCUGGGAAGUCGAGCUCUGACCCAAACAUCAGAAUUACUGAGUUCUUACAGCGGGACUUGUUCCUCAAUGGUGCUUCUGUUCUGGUGCAUAGUCUCUAUCGCACACUUUGUCUCAGACGUGUGGGGUACAUUACGAACAGGGAAACUGUGGUUGCGUCUUUAGCAGUGUUGAUUGCGCAGCCAAUUGUUGGGCCGGCUGCAGCUCACAUCGGCUUUCUCGGAUGGAGAGAGGAUAUGUUUUACCGCGUCAAUAAGAGCAUUAAAGCUUGA
Fusarium graminearum PH-1 is the source of this 2325-nucleotide messenger RNA. RefSeq lists its product as uncharacterized. Bases 1 to 2325 code for a protein of 774 amino acids. The record is from RefSeq and is a predicted model, not a curated record. NCBI's taxonomy places the organism in Eukaryota, Fungi, Ascomycota, Sordariomycetes, Hypocreales, Nectriaceae. Gene Ontology annotation, molecular function: FAD binding. The transcript is spliced from 4 exons.